This is a messenger RNA of Rhododendron vialii, 3975 nucleotides long. RefSeq lists its product as uncharacterized. Lineage: Eukaryota; Viridiplantae; Streptophyta; Magnoliopsida; Ericales; Ericaceae. The transcript has 3 exons. The record is from RefSeq and is a predicted model, not a curated record. Bases 789 to 2216 code for a protein of 475 amino acids.
UUUUUAUAUCCCUUCGACUUUGAUCAAAAAUUCAUUUUGGUCCUUCACCUUUCAAUUUCGGCAUAAAAAUACUUCGACUUUUCAAUUAUUUUCAAUGUGGUCCUGUCGAAAGAAUCCGUUUUCUUUUUGGACAGAAAAAAUGACGUUGACUCCUUUUGAGGGGCAUUAUUGUUCUUUCCCCUCCUCCCUUACCCUAGACCCAUUUGAGGGAAUCAAAAACCCACGUUGUUACCCACCUAUGUACCAAAAACAAAACACCAAAAAUUUCAAAACCCAACAAACCCAAUCUCAGAAACUCAAAAAUACAACCCUAUGUGAGCCGAUCGCGCGGGAGACGCAGCAUUUCGGGUUGAAGAAUGUCGCAGGAUGGAAGAACCGUAGGUGAGAUUACUUUUUGGGUUUCGAUUUUGGUCAUUUUUGGUCUUGAAAUCUGGAAAAAAAAAAUGAUUUUUUUUGGUCUUGAUGUUCGAUUUCUGGUUGAAGAAUGUCCACGCAGCAUUCUUGGUCUUGAUACACGAUUUCUGGUCGAAGAAUGUCAACGCAACAUUUUUUGUCUUGAUAUACCGAAAAAAAAAAUGAUUUUUUUUGUCUAUUUAGGGUUUCGAUUUUGGUCAUUAUUCACUAAAAUAGAAGCACAAUAGUUGUACGAUUUGUUUAUUCACCUCGGGUGGGUGCUUUUAUGCCAUUUGUAUGUGUUCUAUGCAUGAUGGGUUGUUUUCUAUUAUUUCUACUGAUUGGGCUUUUAAAUAUGGUAUUUUAAAAUUGCAAGAGGCAGUGGGUUGUUUACGAUGCAAAUUCAUCAUGGGGGUAAGUUCUUUAAUGUGCCUAGAAUCAAGUAUGAGGUUGGUUCUAUUGUAUACGUAGAUAACUGCAACCAUGAUACAAUUUCUUUAUUGGAAGUUGGUGACCUGGUCGAGCAAUUGGGGUACAUGGGUAUGAUAAACUAUUAUUAUGUGAUGACUGGGAGAACCAUAAACAAUGGGUUGAAAAUGUUGUUGACUGAUAAGGAUGUAUUGGAUAUGAUUGACCAACUUCCUCCAAGUAGGGUAGUGGACCUAUACGUAGAACCUAUUAGUCCCCUUGCAAUGAUGGAAACUCAAGACAGUUCAAGUGAUAAGGCUGGGCGAAGUGGGCCAAGUGAUAAGGUUGGACCACCUGAUAUAGGACUUGGCCUUAAUCUUAACUAUGAGGAUUUUCUCUUUGAUGAUGGUGACUUAGGAGAUGUAGACAUUGGUGAUGUAGACAUAGGAGGAGUGGUCACCACCAGUAGUGAAUCUGAUGCCUCCUUUUUUGAAGAUAGUGACUACGGGCAGUCAGAUGAUGAUGAAUUAUUUGAGGCUUUUGUUGAUAAUGGAAUUGAAUGGGAAGGGUUAGGAAAGAACAAAGGGAAAGAAAAAGAAGUCAAUGAGGAGGUGAAUAUGGAGGUAAAUGAUGGGGAUGAUUAUGGAGAUGUUUCAUCAGAAGACCUCCACAGUGUUUAUUCAGAUUCUGAUGAUGAGGUGAAAGACAAAAAUCCUGAGUUUAGAGUAGAAAUUGAUAUGGGAAACGUCAAGUUCUGUCCAGGGAUGAAGUUUUCAAAUGCAAAAGAGUUUAGGGAAGCAGUGAUAAAGUAUGCAAUAAAGAAAGGGAAAGACAUAAAGUUCGUGAAGAAUGAGACAACAAGAAUAAAAGCAAUAUGUGCCAAUGAGAAAUGUCCCUGGAGUAUUUUGGGGACGCUUGCACAGAAAGGUGAAUCUUUUCAGGUGAAAACCUACAAAAAGAAACACAAAUGUUUAAGAUCGUUCAGAGUGAGGCAUGUAACUUCAAUGUACCUUGCCAAUAAGUAUGUUGAUAGUAUUAGAUCUAACCCUAAUAUGCCAUUGGAGCACCUACAAGAGAGAGUGAAGAAGGACCUUGUGGUUAAUGUGUCGACUACUCAAGCAUACAGAGCAAAGAGGAAAACACUUGACCUUAUUGAGGGAACACACUUGGAACAAUAUGCAUUGUUGAGGGACUAUUGUGAAGAGGUUAGAAGGACAAAUCCCAACACCACAAUCAUCAUCAAUACUAUACCUCCUCCAACUGAAGAUGGCCAGCCAACAUUUGAGAGACUUUAUAUUUGUUUGGGGGCAUUGAAACAAGGAAUACUAUCUGGCUGUAGGAGGUUAGUAUGUAUGGAUGCUUGCCAUUUGAAAGGAUCACAUGGGGGGUCAGUUGUUAGUGGGUAUGGGCAUUGAUGCAAACAACCAAUCUUUCCCAUUUGCAUAUGCUGUUGUUGAGAGUGAAACCAAGGAUUCAUGGAUCUGGUUCUUGAAGUUGGUGACUGAAGACCUACAAAUAUAGAAUAACAGUGCAUGGACAUUCAUAACGGACAAACAAAAGGGACUAGUUCCAGCAUUACAACAAGUUGUUCCAAAUGCAGAGAUGAGAUUCUGUACCAGGCACUUGUACACCAACUUCAGGGAUUUGCACAAGGGGAUGGAGUUGAGGAAGCAGCUAUGGUCAGCUGCUAGAGCCACAACUGUUGAAGAUUUUCACAAAGUAAUGGAGACAAUGAAGGCCACUGAUGUUGAGCCUUACAAAUGGCUAGCAGAAAAACCACCCAUGCAAUGGUCCAGGUCUCAUUACUCUACUUUAAACAAAUGUGACCUUCUUGUUAACAACCUGUGUGAAGGUUUUAACAAAGACAUAAAGUUAGCUAGGGACAAACCUAUUAUAACAAUGUUGGAAGGAAUUAGGUGUUAUUUAAUGAAGAGAAUGACCAAAAGGAGGGAGCAAAUAACCACAUGGGAACACAACAUCUGUCCAAACAUUAUAGAUAAAGUGGAGAAAUAUAAAAAAAUAUGUGGUGGUUGUAAUGCAAUUUGGUGUGGUGAAGGACAUUACCAAAUACAUGGUCCUCCACCUGAACAAUAUAGCCUGAAUUUGGAAGACAUAACUUGUAGCUGCAAGAAAUGGGAUUUGAAAGGAAUCCCAUGUACACAUGCUAUAACUGGCAUUACCCACAAGCAUGCCAAUAUAGAAGAUUACAUUGACCCUUGUUAUAAGAAGGAGACAAAUGCUAGUAUCUAUAGGGGUAUCAUUUACCCCAUCAAUGGAAGGAACAUGUGGCAUGCUAGUGGGUGUGUGUCAAUUCUCCCUCCCAACUAUGGCAGGUCUUCUAGAAGGCCUAAGAAAUGUAGGAGGAAAGAAACGGCUGAGUUAGAGAAUCCUGACCCAGAUAAGCUAAGGAGACAAAAUACUUCAUUGAGAUGUGAGAAAUGUGGCCAGUGGGGGCAUAAUAUGAGGACCUGCAAAAAUGAAGCAAAUCCAGAAAUUCGAAGGAGACCUAUUGGAGGGUUAGUGUUCACAGGCCAAGAGGUAAGCCAAGGAGAGGGGGUGUUCAAUCAACCUUUGGUAGGGGCAAGGGUGCAGUAGGUGAUGGUGCAGCACCUCAAUCAAGCCAAGUUUUAGUGGGAACUGAUGGUGCAACACCUCAAGCAAGCCAAGUUUCAGUGGGAACUGUUGGUACUGAUGGUGGUGGAAGGGGAAGGGGAAGGGGAAUGGGUAGAAACAUAUGAGGGAGCAGUGGUGGAAGCACUAAUGUUGGCAGGGGCAGUGGUGGUGGAAACAAAGGAGGGAGAACUGGUGGUGGAAGGGGCAAGGCUGGAAGGGGGAAUGGUGUUGGAACCAGAGGAGGGAGCACUGAUGGUGGAAGGGGCAGGACUGGAAGGGCCGUCUAGUGAGUACAGCAGGAAAUUCAAAGCCAACAUGAUCCUCAUUGCAUUGCAUUAUGAGGAUCACUUUUGUUUUUGUCCAGAUCCACUUUUGCUCUGAUGUAACUUGCUUUAUUGUGAUGCAUUUUGAUUCCUUGCCAGUAGUAGAUAUAGAUAUGACAGACUUGGGUCAUGGUGCUUUGUUGGUUUUGACAAGUAGAUAUUAUGUAUUGAAUGGUUCCAAUUGAACUGACUUUUGUUUUUGAAUAUUAUGGUCAAUGGCAAGUAGGCCAAUGGGUUU